GAAUGAACUGCUAGUAUCAAAAUCAUUUUGGUCCGACUGUAUAGGGUUGCUACGUGCAUACUAGUAGCGCCAUCAUUUAAUGUCACGACUUUGUAGACAAACUGUACAUAUAUAUAGCUAAGCCAUAAUAAAAGAUACUUUAAAAAAAACUACGCCCUAAAAUUACCGACUCAACAAAUUUUAUCUCUGUUGACAAUGAAGAACAAUAAUGAUUUCUUUCAUAUUUAGAACUAAUUUCAAAUUUCGAAUAUGAAACUUCAAGGGCGCUCAAAUGUCAAAACGGCCAUCAUAGCGUGCCGCUACUAUAGGGGCUCAAUGUGCGCUUGCGCAGAUAGGGUAUAGUUAAGUAUGAUGUUCUUAGAUUUAAACAAGAAGGGAAGAUACGCUUUAGUCACAAUUGGACAUUGAAACACGCUGCAUGUGCACUCAAUAUAACAAUAUUACGUAUAUUCUGUGUCAUAAAGAUAUAACAAUGCUUUUAAAAAGAACACAAAUAGUUCAAAAUCAAAUAACAAAUGCCUCGGCAACACUUUUCGUUCCUAAAACUGUAAAAAACAUUUUUUUCUUAAAUAUCACGGUUUGCUGUGAAUCUUAUUUACGUAAUCGCCAUUUUGUUAUCAAGAAAAAGACAACAAUACACCUCAGCCGUACGGACUCGAAGCGGACUCGCACCGUUUCGCUCGCGCAGCAUUCAAGCGUGCAGUUCUGUCUCGCUCGCUCUAUUCAAUGUUUAUAUACAGACGUGUGCGUGUGUGAGAGUUGCAUAUGUAGUUGAGUCGGAUCAUAUUUUAUUUGAUGCUAGCAUGAACGUACCGUAUCUUCCCUUUUUGUUUUAGUCUAAGAUGAUUUCGUGUACCGUGUUAGGAAUUGGAGUUGUGCAUCGGCUGCAUGCAGAACCAAGCGGACGUGAAACUGAACCGGCGCUGCCUGGCGCCGCCGCCGCACCUGGAGGGCGGCCCGCCGCAGUGCCAGCAAUGCAACUGCAGGGUACUGUGGUGCUGCGGCUGCAUGGCCCGCUGGUGGGCGGCGCGAGCCCACGGAGCCCCCAGCGAGUGGCUGGCUGGCCGCGCCACCUGCCCCGUGUGCCGCGCCACAUUCUGUUUGCUGGACGUGAGUGUGGCCCGCCCCGCCCCCGUCUCUCACUGACCCGGCCCCGGGCCCCUCUAUCAUCACACGGAACCCCCAGCGAAUGGCUGGCGGGCCGCGCUACCUUCUGUCUGCUGGACGUGUGUGGUUCGCCCCGCCUCCGUCUCUCACUGACCCGGCCCCGGGCCCCUCUAUCAUCACACGGAGCCCCCAACGAGUGGCUGGCGGGCCGCGCCACCUGCCCCGUGUGCCGCGCCACCUUCGGUCUGCUGGACGUGAGUGUGGCUCGCCCCGCGCCCGUCUCUCACUGA
Molecule: messenger RNA, 1397 nt
Organism: Chilo suppressalis (striped riceborer)
Lineage: Eukaryota; Metazoa; Arthropoda; Insecta; Lepidoptera; Crambidae
Source: the annotation of a GenBank genome assembly